This is a messenger RNA of Carassius auratus (goldfish), 2297 nucleotides long. RefSeq lists its product as uncharacterized. NCBI's taxonomy places the organism in Eukaryota, Metazoa, Chordata, Actinopteri, Cypriniformes, Cyprinidae. Bases 166 to 1596 code for a protein of 476 amino acids. Gene Ontology annotation, cellular component: membrane. The transcript is spliced from 16 exons. The record is from RefSeq and is a predicted model, not a curated record.
CUAUUUGCUAUUACACCUACUAUUAUUAUUUUAUCGUAAUACCUGGAUUGGCCAAAAGAGGGCCUUCAGCUAAUUUAACGUUGAGCCAAAGGGCAAUGUUAUAGAGUCGACUGACAACAAGACAAGGUUUUAUUCCUCUCUUUGAUCAGCAAAGCACACAACAACAUGUACAAUUCGUGCGGUGUACUUUUCCUUUUAUUUGGAUUUACCAUGCUGGAGUCCAUCACCUGCUACAGCGAUGGAUCUUUAUUGGAGAGUCAAUGUCAAGGAAUGAAUAUCCAACACAAUGGUCAACCAGCACAAAACACAGAAGCCCCUUUCAAGAUAGAACCAGAAUAUAUAGAAGUGACCGAUUCUUUACGGGGAAGGAACAUUACUGUCUCGCUUUCGGCUAAUCCGACUCGAUUCAGAGGUUUCAUGUUGGACGCUCGUGCGUGUGAUACUUGUAAAUCUGCUGGCAAAUUUAAUUUGAUUAACCUGCAGGACAGCGAACUCAUCUGUAAUGGCCGUGUUGUGGCUCAUAAUAAUAACCAAAAAAAAACGGCAGUUCAAGUGUUGUGGACCCCCGAAGAGACUGGGUUGUUUUUCUUCAGAGCUGCAUUCGUUGAAAUAUUUGGUAGAUUUUGGCUAAGGAAGGCAAUCAUACUCACGACGACUGCUCCACCAUCCACUGAAUCCACCAGUCACAGUACACAAACAAGUCCAAUAGGUAUGUUACAGACACAGACUGUAUCACCGACCUCUGAAGCCACAAAUAUACAAAAAAAUCAAACUGCAAGCCCAACAAUAUUAACAACAGCAUCAACUAUAGAAUCAUAUUGUACAGAUAUGUCACAGACACAGACUGCAUCACGGACCUCUGAAGCCACAAGUACACAAAAAAACCCAACUGCAAGCCCAACAAUAUUUACAAAUGCAGACUCAUAUGUUACAGUUGCACCAGCAUCGCCGCCUCAGUGUGCACAAUAUACGAGAUUUGCUUUAGCACUGUUAUUAUUCAGUCGACUGUGUUUUCUUGGAGGCUCCUCUCUCCUGAUGAUCAUUAGACCAGUGUCGAAAAUGGCCACCAUGAUUGCGUCUGUCUUUGAACCAGCCUCCAAAAUUAUUGCUGUCAUCUUCAUACUAAUAAAACUAAUUAAAUAUGAGUGUGUGUUUGAGUGUGAUAGAUUGCAGACUGUGUUUACUGCUUUGACAGUGGCUGCCAUGGUUUCAAGCCUGCUGCACACUCUCAGCGUUUUCCUUCACUGUGGACCAAGCCAUGAAUUAAGGAGGUGUUGGCUCUGUUCCAUCAUAACGAUUGGCCUAAUGAAUUCUAUCAUUACAACAACUGCAAUAUUCUUUGAAAUAUGGCGCUUUGAAGAGCUCUGGGUGCCAUCAUUAAUGGGAGUUUUUGUUAUUUGGGAGUUCAUGCUUUAUCUCGGCUCAGUUUACUUUGAACAGAUGGGAAAAUACCAGUCAAGAAAAAAUCAGAAUCGUAAUCUGGAAAAGAGGAAAUCCCCAUGGUUUUUUAUGUUCAUCAUCUUUUCAGUGUUUAAUGCAAUGUAUACAACUGCUCUUAUAACAGGAGUGUCUUUGGUCAAAAUGAAAAAUUGUUGAAGGAAGUGAUUGUUUUCUUGGUACUUUUGUAUGAUUAAGCGAAUAUGGGUGCAACUUUUUACAGCCCUAGCACAUCGGUAACCCUUUAAAGGCAUAUGAAUAACAACUUUAUUCAGAAUAAUUAUAUUGGAGUCAGAUAAGUAGCUGAAUUAUGCACAUCAUCUUUCAACGGCUUUUUAUGAUUAUUUAUUUAAAAUUUGUGUGGCCUGUUCACACUAAGGUUGACAAUAACUAUAACAAGAACAGUUACAUUUGUCUUUGUUCUGAUUGUAUAAUAAAGAAGUCCGCAUCACAGUUAUAACGAUAACGAAACAGAUGGACAAUAUCGUUGGAAUCACUUUCACAUCGAUUUUCUCCAGCUGAUGAACGAUGACAAAUAUUGACAGCCAAUCAAAACCCACUCAAAUUUUAAGAGCUUGAUUAUUUUAAUUGGCAGAUCACAAAAUGUCAGUGCACAUUUGUAAUAAACUGAACGUCAUUGUGCGUUGUUGUGGACGCUAAAAUUUUUGUUGUCUUUAUAGUUAUUGUUAAUAGUGAACUCGCCAUAAGAUUCCACCUUUUUUACUUUGUUCUUACACAUCAUGUAAUUUACUGAGCAAUAUUAAUUUGUAUAUAUGUAUCUGUAUGUAUUUGUAGAUGUUUUUUAUUAUUUUAAGUUAAGUGAAGCAGUACAGUGGUGUUAAAAAUACUUAAUUGAUAAU